GUACAUUCAGUAUAACGCGCGUCGCGCCAAGCGCUUGACGUCCUCGAAGUUACGCGUUUUCGCGCCAAAACGCGCUCAACUUUCCGAAUGUGACAGCUCGAAUCUGACAGCUCUGUGUUUACUUUUAAUUUCAAAAAUAUGUGGCCAGUUUGAAAACCAAAAAGUUUUUGUGUGCAAGUUCUCCAUGGUGUUUUUGUUAUGUGCGAUGGCGUAAUCCACGGACGGCGAUAACUCACGGAGGUCUCUCACUCACCGCAAGACGAACGAACGGCGAUCAAGUGAAUGAAGUGAAGUGCGAUAAAAGUCGAAAAAGUGAUAAGUGCUGUGUGAAGUGAAGUGAAGUGACUAGAAGUGGAACGUGUAUGAUGUGUUCAGAGUAUGGAUGAGACCAAAACCAUACACAAGACCUGCGUGAGGGUCAACUCGGCUGAUGAUGACGAGUCGAGGGACGAGGUCGACCAUGACUUACCAAAGAAGAAUCCUUUUGUGCGGGGCUCGGACCCUCGCGUGGCGACGUGCCGCGGCCGCCUGCAGACGCGCCGGUGCCAACUCAACCAGGAGAUCAACAAGGAGUUGCGUCUCCGAGCUGGUGCAGAGAACCUAUUUAAGGCCACGACGAACAGAAAGCUCAGGGAGACGGUGGCACUCGAGCUCAGUUUCGUGAACUCAAACCUCCAGCUCUUGAAGGAGCAGCUGGCUGAGCUCAACUCCUCGGUUGAGCUGUACCAAAGUGACAGCAAAGAAUGCGUGAUGCCGAUGAUCCCCCUGGGCCUGAAGGAGACAAAGGAGGUGGACUUCAGGGAGCCGUUCAAGGACUUCAUCAUGGAGCAUUACAGCGAGGACCCGGCCACGUACGAGGAUGCCAUAUCAGACUUCAUGGAUAUGAGACAGGCUAUGCGAACGCCAGUCCGCUCCACCGCGGGGGUGGCGUUGCUGUUCAAGUACUACAACCAGCUGUACUACAUCGAGAGGCGGUUCUUCCCCCCGGACCGAUCUCUCGGCGUCUACUUCGAGUGGUUCGAUUCGUUAACAGGAGUCCCAUCGUGCCAAAGAACAGUGGCUUUCGAGAAAGCUUGUGUCCUGUUCAACAUGGCUGGAAUCUACACACAAAUUGGCGCUAAACAGGACCGAAACACAUGUGCAGGCCUGGACGGCGCGGUGGAUGCGCUGCUCCGCGCCGCCGGCACGUUGCGGUAUAUCCACGAGAACUUCACGAAUGCACCCUCUGUGGACCUGGCUGCGGACACCUUGCUGGUACUGGGGGCGCUCAUGACGGCCCAAGCCCGCGAGUGCCUAUUCGAGAAGCUGCAGCUGCAAGCGCGCGAGGCGUGCGGGCGCGAGCGCGAGCUGCGCGACGACCUCGACAUGUGCCUCGACCUGGCGCAGGAGAGCGCGCAGCUGGCGCACACCUACACGCAGCUCUACGAGAAGAUGCAAUCCGAGGGUGUGUUCAACUACGUGCCAUACUCGUGGGUCUCCCUGGUCCACGUCAAGACUGAAUAUUAUAAAGCGCUAGCGCACCAAUACUGUGCAACUGGUUUGCUGAACGCGCCAUCUGGUGUCAGGGCGCGGGAACGGCUCGCGGCUCUAUACUCGCCAGGCGGGGAUAGAAACGUCGACAACGGCUCAGCCAACCCUCCCUCGCUGAAGGACCAGGAGUUGGACUACAUGGCGCUGGGACGAGCUCACCUGGUGGAGGCACUGGCCUUGUACGAGGAAGCGCUGAGACUUCAAAGGAUGUGCAGGGAGCUCCGCGGCAAAGAGGCGUUAUCACGAGCGGUGCGGGCGGCGUUGGAACGCGCGGCGGCGGCGCGGGCGCUGGACGGCCGCGAGCCAGACUUCGCGGAGCUCAUCGACGCGCCGCACAUACUCCCAUCAUCGAAGUUCCAGCUAGCACUCACUCCUCCGGACUUCGCCCAGCACCGCGUGGACGAGCUGUUCCGGCCGCUCGGGCCCAUCGCGGUGUUCUCGGCCAAGCGGCACUGGAGCGCGCCGCGGCUGCUGCAGCUGCAGAAGCAGGACAGGCGAGGAUCCAGAAGAAUACGGAACGGCCGAGACGAAUACACAGAAGACAAAUCAAGAAAGAGCGAGAAACGGGAUAGAUCAGAAGACAAUAGCACGUACUACAACCAAAUAAUCAGAAGCGACGAGAAAUACACAGAAGAAUACGACAAGAAGAAACUGCACAGGGUGAUGAAGCAAAACGGGGUUUAUAUCAACAGUUACAAUAACAAUAAUAAUUACGAGUACCAUCCGAAAGUGCUGGAUUACGAGUCCAAUUCGUAUAGAAAUAAGGUGAAUGAUACCUUCGUUAAGGAGAACGGUGUGAAGAAUGGCGAUGUUAAUGGCAAGCCUACCAAAAAUGGGAGGGAGAGGCGAAAAGGCGACCUGCGUCGGGUGGCCAGCGAAUACAACGUGUCGAACUCGAAGACGGAUGACGAAGGCUUCGGAUUCUCAGUGAGGGGCGACGCGCCCGUCGUCAUAGCAGCCGUGGAGCCCAACUCUUUGGCUGAUAUUGGGGGCAUGCGAGAAGGCGACUUCAUAAUCUCCAUAGGCGAAAAGGACGUCAAGUGGAGCUCCCAUGAAGAGGUGGUGCGACUCAUACAGCAGGCUGGAGACACCCUCACCAUGCGGCUCGCGACGCCCAUGGAUAAGAGCUUGUUGAAGGCGUCCCCAGAGACCCCUCGGCAGUCGAACUCCAACCAGGGUUCCGUAUCAGCAGCGUCGACAGCGUCCAGCGGUUCCACAGCAGUCACCGCGCGCUCUUCGGCGAGACGGGCGCCAUCUUGGAACCCGUUCCGACGUCACACAGCGCGCGACAACAGCUCGCAUCGCGGAUCGCAUACUAGCAACGUCAUUUUCAGAUAAUGUUUUUAGGGAGCUUGUGGAUCGUUUCAUCCACGAAGACGCGCCACCAUUCUUCCGCUAAUGUUCGUGUGUUAUCGGUACACACUAAAUUAUCCAUGAGUGCACACGCACACUAAAAUAAUGACGCUCGGAUUGCUCGGAUCAAACUCCCCGCACCCCGCGUUCUCUCGACCAAAAAUUGGUGGGACGCGUCUUCGUGGAUGAAACGGUUACACAUUGCAGCGGUAUAAACGCGCGUUUUACAGUCACGCGAUUGUAUCAUUGCUUCUAUUUCGCGUGUGUGUAAAGACCAUGUUUAGCGACUGUAUUGAUGCUGCAUCGCGUUUGUAUCGCUGCAAAAAGUCGCAAUGUAAAAGGACCUCUAUCGGUGCACAGUGAGUUAGCAGAGAUGUCGGGCGAAAAAAUUCUUCUAAGGGCUGAUUUAUCAAUCGUCAGAUAUCUAUGUAUUAACUGAAGAAUAAACUUGUCAUUUUGACAUAUUUCCCAUACUGAAACUGUCAAUGUGCCAAACUUAUUCUUCAGUUAAAAGUUAUCCGACGAUUGAAAAAUCGUCGUUUGUCUAGAGACAAACUUUUCCAAUAAACAUGAAUACAGGAUUCUAGCACUGAAAUUUAAUUCAGUUACUUAAUUGAACUAAGUUUCAGUGAUAGAAUUUACUUUACGAACGUUAUCAAGGUAGGCAGUAGGUAAGUACUUACAGAUUUAAAACCACAGAUUUUCAACAAAAAGUCAAGGCAAUGUCUAACAGAGCACAGACAAGCUUUAAAUGCAUGAAUAACAGCAUUUUUUCUAGGCUUGCUUUGUAAAUAAUAUUAAUAAUUUUCUUGACUUGGUCUGUCUUUUUAAUAAUUUUACAAGAAGACAGAUUACAGGACAAGGACGACGUUCUCUGUGCUGUUUGAUUUUCCCGCGUAAAAAGCCGGUGCGCCAUAGACAAGAAUACUUUUUAUUUUGAAAAUUAAGUAAAGUUGUUGCCUACUGCAUUGGGAUUGAGAAGAAAUGUUAUUGAUGACAUAAUAUUCGCCGAAUCGCUUGCAUCUCAGCUUAAAGUAAAUGUGAUGUAGAUACGAAUCUUUACAUAGAUAGCUAAUAGAUAGACUGCCUUUAUCCGUAGUAUUUAGGUAAGAACACUAUCUUUUAUUAACGAAAUCUCACCAUCACGUUAUCAAUCACUGUGCAUACGUUAAAAAUAUAUUCCCGCCAGCUUUCAACAGAUGGCGUUAGUCAUACGAUAGCCAUUGUGCAUUGUUUUUAUUUUAAUACUUACAGCGCCAUCUGUUAUCUAGAUUGCGUAUUUGUGUUAAAGAUUAAAUCCCAAACACGUUAUAGAUUAUAUUCCGUCUCUAUUUAGUAUUAAACUGCUGAAAGUGUGAAAAAGAUCAUGAUUCCACAACAAGGAAAACGUUUUUGUUAUUAAAAAGUAAAAUUAAGAAAAUAAUUUGGAUUAAAACGAUUUUUUCAUGUCGUGGAGUCUGAACAGAAGCUGUGCUCUGGCAUACGCAACUAUUAUAUAUUUAGGUUCCUAAAUAUAUAUUUAGAUUAUGGGGACCUAAUCUCGGCUAUGAUGUUCCAAAGGGUUAUAAUAUAUCUUAUCUAUAUCUUUAUUGUUACUGUUUUUAAGUUUAUCUCUCUUUUUUCGUUGCAAAGUUAAUAAUAUAUCUUGGAGCACGUACUUAAUACCUUAGGUUUACUUGUAAAAAAUACCUUUCAUUAUUUCCGUAGAAAUUAAGUUAUUUUAAUGAAUUAUAUCUAAUGAUGUUACGGCCAUUCCUUAUUUUUCUCAUGUAAUUCCCUUUAACUACACUAGAACUAUUGUUUGUUUAUAUUAAGAAAGACAUACAUUUUAAUAAAUUACUUCGUCUCUUACAUACCUAUGCAUAUAACUAUAAAAAAAAAACUCCUCAUCUUUGCCUGCUUUCCAUAAUCAAACCCAAUCCAAAUCCGUCAACUUUCAAAUUGCAAUCUGUUUUUGGUCAAAAUAUCCACAUUUUCAAUGCUUUUACAUUUUCAUAUAGUUUUUACGACUAUGUAAGUCGAUGAAGCACAUGAUGUCGUACCCUGAGUGUCCGAGCAACUGCACUCAGGAUUUAAUGAAUGCUGCUGACAACGCCACUCUUGUAUCGGAGUUUUGGGCUGACACUGUGUAGGUUUUUUGUCGACACUUUAAGAAGAAGAAGAAUGUAAGUGUAAGUAAAAGCAUCGAAAAUUGUGGAUAUUUGAUCGAAAACGGAUUGGAAUUGCCAGUUGAUGACGGAUUUUGAUUAGGAUUAAUUAUGGCAAGCGGGCAAUAACGUUCUUGUGAUGGUAAACGAUGCAACCAUUGCUUUCAUAUCUUUUCUCCACACUUACUUGGUUUACGGAGACUGUCGCUUCUUUAUUUAAUUUUAAAAGACGUGCACAGUUAUGUUUUGUUUGAAGGGUUGGUUUUAUUUCACUAUUUUUUAUUUUAUAAACGAGGCAGGUUCUUCAACAUAUCAUUUUAUUAUUAUAGUAAAUAUCUACUAAACACAAUCGCUAGCAUUAUUAACUAAAGACUAAAAAUAAUGCUUAAAACCACAAUUUAGUUUGGUUGUUGUAUUGGAGAUAGUACGUAUUUAUGUUUUUGUAUAUGAGUUUCGAUGUCACAAUAUAUUCAAUUAUUAUACGAAAUUGUCAUGAACUGGUUGCGAUUGAAUAAAAAAGCUAUCGAUCCUUUUUUAAAUUGAUUGAUCGCAACCAAAAAACGAUUAUAGUUUGUAGGUUAAUUGAAUACUUAUAACUGGAAAUUGUAAAAAGUAAAUAAGAGUGAAUAAAAUUAAAAGAGUGUAU
Ostrinia furnacalis (Asian corn borer) is the source of this 5676-nucleotide messenger RNA. RefSeq names its product GTP-Rho-binding protein rhophilin (gene Rhp). The transcript has 18 exons. Gene Ontology annotation, molecular function: protein binding. The record is from RefSeq and is a predicted model, not a curated record. Bases 379 to 2868 code for a protein of 829 amino acids. Gene Ontology annotation, biological process: signal transduction; negative regulation of stress fiber assembly. Lineage: Eukaryota; Metazoa; Arthropoda; Insecta; Lepidoptera; Crambidae.